Molecule: messenger RNA, 916 nt
Organism: Cladocopium goreaui
Lineage: Eukaryota; Dinophyceae; Suessiales; Symbiodiniaceae
Source: the annotation of a GenBank genome assembly
AUGCCCAGGACGGCUGCAAACUUCACGGGCGCUUCAGGAGAUCAGGUGGCGCCGGUUGCUCUGUGGAUCCUUGGACCUUCCUCGGUUGGAAAGUCAACAAUAGCAGUGGACGCAGCUCCCAGGUUUGACAUACCCUGUAGCUCAGCAACUGAUACAGAUGCUGACCCGAGGCGGCGUCUAGAUGCGGUGAUUGUUGAUGGAGAGUUCAUGCGAGAUGCGCAUGGACUGUGGAAGCAAUGGAUUGAAACAGAUGAUUGGCGUUCCGCCUACCCAGCAUUGAAAUCCAUCAUUAACCUCGAGAAGGACGAGCUGUGUCACGAAGCAGUUCGGCAACGCAAGCACUUGGUCAUCCCCCAGACUGCUCUCAAGCUGCCGAAGGCACUUGCAGAGAUGGAGGAGCUCAUGCGAAGUGGUUACAUAAACCACGUUCUGGCAGUUGUAGCUGCUCUUUCCGAAUGCCAGCAGAGGGGGUGGAGGCGUGAACUUACGACAGGAAAGAGAUACCAAGCAGCCGAGUUUCAGCAAUCCAUUUCCGCCAUACCACCGUUGAUCGCGAACAGCAAUGGCCGUUAUGCAGUUGUUCGUGCUCGGGAACGGAUGGGUACUCUGCAUGGGAUGGACUUUGAUGUGCUACAAGAAGGGUCUGGUGGAGUUGCAGUGAGUGGCCUAGGCACUGCUGCUCCGCCAAUGACAAAGCUCGAGGCCGUGAUCGGCCGCGCAGUCGCAGUCUCAGAGCAGGCUGUCAUAGUUGGCGAUUCUGUGCGUAAUUUUUUGGGCAGAGUAGAAAUUUCAUAAAGCCAGAAACGGUCAGAAACCAAACCAAGCUUUGCCAAGCUCUUGCAUCUCUUGCCAACUUCACUGAGAUUGGAAAAUCUUGACCUGCGCUGAUUGGCGGGCCCUGGCAUUUUCCAGUUUC